CUGGAAUGGUCCGCGCGUUCUCCUCCGGCUCGUUUCCGCUUCAGCAUGGGAACUGCCGUGUCCAAAAGGAAGAACAUGAGGAGUGACGCCAUUUCUUCCGUGGCCGCGAAAGUUAGAGCAGCCAAAGCAUUCGGAGACUAUCUGUCCAAUACAAAUCAAGAGAACCGGAACGGAGCGGAUCAUCUCCUGUCCGACACCUUCCCGGGCCAGGACUGUGACUCCCCAGACAUCAGCCGCCUGCACAACAACAACCUGCCCCCCCAGAGCCGCGCUUUGCCCGUCCCCAAACCCGCUCAGACCAACCCCGGGGCUCCGCCUCGGCUGGGCUCUCUCCGGGCCCCGCCCCCUCCGGGCCCCCCCAAACGCCGGCUGUCCGUGGGGCGGAGCCUCUCGGCCGAGGAGCCCGCCCCCCCGGAGGGGGGGGGCGUCCCGGUGAAGCCGGCCCGGGUCUACACCAUCACCCGGGAGAGCGGGAUGACGCUGGGCGACCCGGGGAGCCAGGAGAGCCAGGAGAGCCUGGAGCUGGACGUCCUGAAGGCUCCCAGGGAGCAGCCGGUGCACCGGGCUCCCGACGGCCCGUCCUGCACCAGCCAGCCGGCCUCGGCCACGGCCCGGGCCGGCCACCACCGCAGCGGGCACCACCGCAGCGGCCAUCACCACGGCAACCAGCCGCCCGGCGGGGGGGGGGCGGCGGCCCCGCAGCCCCUGCAGAGCUCCAGGAGCGCCGGGAACAUCGGGGACUGGGGGCUGAGGAGGGGCACGUCCAGGGAGGACUACACGCCGGACUGCGUGGCCUGCAUCCGCGCCCCCUGCCAGAGCCAGCGCUCCCUGGACCUGGACACCUCGCCCCGGGACGGGGGCAAGCACCGCAAGAAACUGGAGAGGAUGUACAGCGAGGACAGAACCUCUACCGAAGACAGGGAGGACAAUCCUAAUAGCUGGUUCCCCAAAGAGAAUAUGUUCAGCUUUCAGACAGCCACCACCACCAUGCAGGCGGCUUUCCGAGGCAAUGCUGAGAGAAAGAGACGGAAAAGAGAGCAGGAGGCAGCCACCAUGAUGGAGAGAAAUUUCCGCAAACACCUUAGGAUGGUGGGCAGCCGUAGGAUGAAGGUCCAGACCUUCGUUGACCGCCGUGCCAAGAGCUUCAGCCGCUCGUGGAGUGACCCCACCCCGGUCAAGCCCGAGUCACUCCAUGACUCCAGAGACAGUGGCGAGCUUCAAGCCUCCUCAGGGACUCUGGAUGAAGGGCCGGAUGAGGAUACCGACUGGGAGGAGGAGAGAGACGCGGAGAGAGCGGCCUGCAAAGGGGAGGACUUCGUCCCGCCCAAAAUCAUGCUGAUAUCCUCCAAGGUACCCAAAGCAGAAUACGUUCCCAACAUCAUCCGCAGGGACGACCCGUCCAUCAUCCCCAUCCUCUACGACCAUGAACAUGCCACGUUUGACGACAUCCUUGAGGAGAUAGAGAAGAAGCUGACUGCCUACAGGAAAGGCUGCAGAAUCUGGAACAUGCUCAUUUUCUGCCAGGGUGGUCCGGGACAUCUGUACCUGCUGAAGAAUAAAGUGGCCACGUUUGCCAAGGUGGAGAAGGAGGAAGACAUGGUCCUUUUCUGGCGGCGACUCAGCAGGCUGAUGAGCAAGUUAAAUCCUGAGCCUAACCUCAUCCACAUCAUGGGCUGCUACGUGCUGGGGAGCGCUAAUGGAGAAAAGCUUAUUCAGACUCUGAAGAGGCUGAUGAGACCGUCUUCUGUUGAAUUCAAGUCCCCUCUGGAGCUUUCGGCACAAGGCAAAGAGAUGAUCGAGACCUACUUCGACUUCCGUCUGUUCCGCCUGUGGAAGAGCCGGCAGCACUCCAAACUGCUGGACUACGAUGACCUGUUGUGACCACUCCGGCGGCUUCUCGCCCGGUUUCUCCAAAUCUGAGCCUACUGUUGAGCGUUGACAGGGUGUUUGGAUCUAAAAAAAAAAAGGGGGGUCCUCCCUUCCCCCUUCCUGAGCGGCUCCCAGACUCUGGCCGUUUGGCAGAGCUGGAAAAAGCAGGAGCAGCAGAGCGUGGUCAGGAUUUCUUUGUUUUGUUCAUCUAUAUCUCUUUUAUGGAAACCACGCCGUGGUGCGCUCUGUACCCAUUUUCACUUUCUGCCUAUCCGUCAGAGAAAAGAGAAAGGAGGGGACGAGGAAAAGAGGGACUCAUCAUUGUAGCCUAAAUGUGUCAAAGUUGCUGACUAAGGCUAGAUUUUUUUUAAGAUGAGAGGAGAUGUUAGAUUCAAGAGUGGCAGGAGAGAAAAAGAAAGAGCUCCUUAUUAACUUUGGAGGCUUUAUUUAUGCUUUUUUUUUUGCCUUGCCUUUAGCCAACCUAUCUGAUCUUUUAAGAUGGAAGCUUAUAAGAGAGAAGCUGAACUCUUUAUCAGGUGUGGAAGUUACUUGCAAAGGAAGUAGAGCUUAUAUGUAAAUAAACUAAUGAAACAUCAGUAGACAGGUUUUCAACAUCUCUCCACAGUAUCUAUUUAGUCAUAUUGAGAUUCUAACAGUUAUCUGUUUAGAUUUAUUUCCUGAACACUUCGGGAAAAUGUAAUACUGUUUUGUACAGACUGUUAACUCAGGACAAAUCCCUUGUUUUUCUAUUUAGAAAUGUAUUCACGGUACAACAUACUGUAGAUCAGAACUGAAGGCCUUCGUAUUUUCAGUGGGACUUCGUGACAGCCUUUGGAUGUUGGGGUGGAGCUGAACUGUAAACUGUUUUUUUUUUUCUAGAGUCUUAUCGAAUUAAGCUGUAGCGCGACUUCUAGACGCACCCGUGCAUGGUUCCAUAUCAUCGCCUCCCGGCCGGCUUUAGCUAGUCUUUUCUCUUUUUCAGGUGCCUUUUUCCGUACCUGUGUGUUUGCACUGCAUGUGUAGGUGCAUAGCUGCCCUUUUAGAGGGAUUUUAUCAGGAGUCAAUGCCACCAGCUCUAUACAUCGACUCCGUAGACAGACAGUAUACAUAGAAUUUUGAUUUUAUUUGAACAAUUUAAGUGUGUUUUUAGGAUUUCUAAUUGAAUUGAAAUGAUCAAGGAGUGGUAGGGGAGGUAUCAAGUCUUUGUUAUAUGAUGUUUUAGUGGUCUCCUCCCUCCAUUGUUGUCUUUUGAAGCAUAAUACCAUUAGCAAACCUGAAAUGUACUUUUUUCUGGCUGAAUUUUACCGAAUUAGAAUGCACACUUCCCGUGGUAGACAGCAAACUUAGAACUGCAAAUUUGAUGGCACGGGCUUGUAUAUGAAUAAUUAAAUGAUUAGAUGAAUAAAGCCAUGGCUCAGUGACCAUGGUGACAUCAUUAGCUACAGGGCACCACUCACAACCAAUCAACUGAUAUUGAUACGCUUACUGACUCGUUUCUGAAUAACCCCUUUAAAACAGCACCACUCUGUUGGUUUUAGUCGUUUGCUUGUUGGUUUUGGAGUCCAUUUCUUAUCAUUACGUACUUCUUUUUAAAAGUUAGGACCUCCCACAGUGUGCUGUGAGUCAGAUAGGGUGAGUGACAUUUACAUUGGUUCAUUUUAAGCUUUUGCUGAGGUGGCCGUGUCCUCCAUUAUAUACUCUCCUCCUCUUCAGGCUUCAGGCCAAACGUCCUCACAAAGACAGGGAAAAAUAAGGAAAAAGUCAGGACUUUUUUUUCUAUAACCUCUCAUUACGUCAAUGCAGAGGAGCACUGUGGAAUGAAGAUUACUAUUGGGUUUGAAAUUUGAUUUUUAUAGAGUAAAAAAAACACUAAAAACACACAACAUGAGUCGGUAAUCCAUAAAUGCUUCCUUAUUUCAAAUCUGGGCUUUCCAGGACAUGAUAAGUGUUUGUGUUGUGGCCAGGGUUGACCGGUCCCCUUUAGCACUUAUUCACAUCAAACUUUAUGCUGAACUACGCUGGUCUGAAAUAAUUUUUUGGAGCAUUUUUGAGUAGCUCUUAGUUUGCAGCACAAGCGUAAAGGACUAAGAUGCUAAGACUUUUUUCAUCCUAAUGUAUCCAUCAGAACAUUGUCCGUUUUGAAAUAGCUAAUAAGGUUUGUGAAAAUGUAAAUAUCAAUUAUUUCAGUAGCAGUUUUUAGAGAAUAUUCUAAGUUUGUAACUGCUUUUUAGCCGAGGGCAAUAAUCACAGUUCCCACACUGGGAAAUGUGUUGAAGGACUUGUUUUUUGGGUUUUUUUAAGCCAACAUAGAAGGAGCUAUUUUUCCGACUAAAGUUCUUUAACUUGAGACGCAUAUCAGCAUUUUUCUGUCUUCUGCUACAUUGCGACCAUUUUAUUAUUACACUUCUGAGAUUCAUGGAAUUUUAGUUUUUUCCUGCUGUUAAAUAUUCGAUUUAAAAAAUGCACUGCAUUUCCAGGAAAAAACGUUGUCUCAUAUUGGUCAUUUUUCCUUUUUGCUAAAUAAAAAAAUCAGGAAAGCGACAAGUUGAUUAUCAAUCGUCAGAAAUGAUGAUGAAUUUGUGAGUACGUGCUUUGAAAUCCUUUAUGGAUAUUUAUGACACUGUCAGUUUUUAGUGUGUUAAGCCAAUGUGAACCUUUGAUUGAAAAGAUAAUACUUGAGGUACGUGAGUAUUUGUCUCCGUCUUAUAUCAAACCCUAUUCGUCUUAGAAAGAGUGAUUUGUGAAGUGUCUGUGAGAUGGUUUUAGACUUCAUGACUCAAAUGUUCACUUGAAAAUAACAGCCUAUUGUUUUGAGGGCGCAUUAUUCACCUGAACACUUCUGCCAAUACUUCAGUUUUAUCCAGUUUUUCUUCCUCCGAUGUUUUUAUUUGUGGACAUUACAAACGCAGCUCAUUUAAUUGAGCAUUAGUUAAGUUUUCUCUCCCAAUUAGAAUUCAAUUGACUUUCGUUUGUUUUUUAUGGCUCUGUAAUGACUUUGCUUGCUACAUGUCAAUAUAGCAUAAUUAGUCAUGUUUAACAUGAAUCAAUAGAUCGUUGUCAGACUAAUAACGAUCAUUUGAUUUAAUGAAUAACUUUAUUUAUUUGUUCUGUUUGUGAGCAAAGUGAUUUUGAUCUCAUUGUGCUGCUGAUCUCUGUGGGAUGAAUUAAAGUAUUAAGCAUUAUUUAGAUGAGGAAACUACCUCAGUUGUACUUGAUCAUGUCGUCAUAAAAAGGAGAAACUUAGCAUUUUCUCUCAACUCCCGUAUUCUUCCAUUUUUCAGAUUUGCUGUUUGCGAUACGUGCAAACUCCAGACCUCCGUCAGCGUUAUCUGUUAAUCCUGAUAAACCUGAUACGGUGAGACAUUUUUCUGUAUUUAUCAACGACUAGUUUCUAUUAAUCUGGUUAGAUCUCUGCUGUCAUGUAUCUGACUUAAACCAGUGCUGCUCAUUUAUGGUUUUCCUCUAUGUUGUCUAUUUAAACAUCACUUGCUGUCAAGUAUUUUUCCUCCGUAGCAAUAUACAGUCUUAGAACAUCUCUGUACGAUUCUUUCAAUUUGAAUAUUUGUGUGUACUUGAUGGGAACCAUUGCUCAAACUGUGUCGUGUUAGGUGGUAAUGUCCUUCGAUCUGAUUGGUUAUUUCUAUAGAGUGAUAGUGGUUGUAGAAACGGAGAUAGACUCAGAUGGCAGUCUGCUCCCCGCAUGGCUCCUUUAUGUUCCAAUGCACUGAUGGGUUGCGGUAACAUUACUCAGACCAGACUUUGUUCUCUCUCUUCUGCUGUUAAAUAAAAAAAAUCAGGACUCAGGGCACGAUUUUAGUCAACACUCGAUUCUGGAGGGUUUUAACGCAACCUGAACUCCCCAAAUGUUCACCACCAUCAAGGAUUAAUAUUAUUAUUACUAUGAAAUGACAAUACAAGUAACGUGCAACACAGAUGAGGCAUUUCGGGCACCUUUAACUCAUUGGCUGCCAAAGACGUCUAUAGACGUCUUUUAUGUUUUUUUCAACGAGAGUGUCUGGGGGACGAUCUGC
This is a messenger RNA of Menidia menidia (Atlantic silverside), 5900 nucleotides long. NCBI's taxonomy places the organism in Eukaryota, Metazoa, Chordata, Actinopteri, Atheriniformes, Atherinopsidae. The record is from the annotation of a GenBank genome assembly.